CGUAAAGGUACAAGGGAAGCAAAACAGGAAGUAGAUACAAAGCCGCACAUGCGCAGAUUAAACCGCGUUUCCCAUUCGAAGUCAAAGAACCUUAACUUUAAAUCUGACAUCAAAUGAUGAUCUUGGUACAGUUUUCUCUCUAAUUCUUUUCCUGUAGCAUGGCGGACUUUGGCGGCAGUAACAGUCUCAUUAGUAAACACGACGAAGGUGUAAACAGCAGUACAUUACCGGCUUCGGAUUUAGGAAGAUUACAAACUGCCUCAGUGACAGUUUCCACCGGUUGUCAGCCUGGAUUUACGACCCCAAACCAGGAACUGAAUAAAAGAACCGUCCUUCAUGUGGACCUGAACAGUACAAUUCUGGUCUCUGACGCAGUGACUUGUCAAGGAACAAUAGCUGCUCUGGAUUAUUUCCUUACAACCGUCACCUGGGGAAAGAUAAACAAACACGGAAAAUGGGAAUGGCUGAGUGACUCUCCCUCCCUGCUCCCACCCUCAGGAGAGGCUGUGAGUUACUACUCUCAGUUUGGACGAACUCCUGCUUUCACCUCUGGGCCGGGAAGACGUUUUCGAAAAUACCUGGAUGAACAUCUGGACCUGCUGCUGUGGCCCGAGGGUGUGAAGGCAGACCGAGAGCUGUCCUCCAGAGGAGAGGAUGGACGACUGUAUCACUGGAUUGUUCCUUCCUUCUUCCAGCUCCUCAAAGACCUGCGACAGGAAAAUAGGGACUUUUCUAUUGUGUUCCGUACAUUUGGAACCGACUUGCAGAGGGUGCUGAGAGUUAUGAACAGAGCUUUAAAUGAAGGAGCUCAUCCACUGUUCCCCGAUCUGAUUGAUCUGAAGUUGACUGUCAACAUGAACCCAGGAAAAAUCCGCUGCGGCAAAAAGAAAAUGGUCCUGAGUCAAGGUCAACACCAAGUUUCUACAACUGUAGACGGAGAACGUGGAUUGUAUAACUACCUCAGCUCAGUUCAAGGUCUGGCAGGCUUUCAGGAUCACUUUGACUGGUGGGCUCAGAAUAAGUUCUCCACCUGUGGCGGAAAGCCCAUGUGGAUCAAUCCCUUUGACAAGACGGUUCAGCACAUUUUUAUUGAUGACAAUAUACGACAGAAGGACGAGGACACCAUUGUUCAGCCCAGGGUCUUUUUGGAUCCGGAUGGAGAUCAGAUCCGUCUGGCCAGCACAUCUGAGCUGUAUGACCUCACACUGGUCCAGACAGACCUUCUGAAAGCAAUAUCUGACCCACACUAUUUCACAGAGAGAGUCCACAUCUGCCUGGAGAACUAUGAGAGGACUCUUCAGCAGUAGGCAGACUAAGACCAAACAUAAAAAUACUGUGCUACUACCAGAAGAGAGUAGAUGGUCGGAAGAGAUUGGAGAUAGGGAUGUCUGAUUCGGUUCAAUAGUGUAGCGAAUAGCACACCUGCCUCGGAGGUAGAGAGCAGAGUCUUGGGUUUGAUUCCCAGAGGAACCUCAUGCAUAUCUGCUGUUAACACAAGAAUUUCCCAAAUAUGGGAUCAAUAUAGUUCAAUUGAUAUUACCUUUUUGCCGAUAUCCGAUAUGUCCAAACACUUCCGAUCAAAUUUGACAUGAUAUUGACCAAUACCGAUAAAGGUCUGGUAAUAUGAAUUUAUUUAUCUAUACAAACCACUGCAUGAGUUGCUGGGACCAGCAUUCUGCACACAAUCCUCUGAUUAUUAAAGUAGAUUAAUUAAAUAAGCUACGAUGCUGCCAUCUAGUGACUUUCACGUACAGCCAUUUAUCCCCAAAAUUAUUUUUAGGGCACACCUGAUUUGGCAAAACCCACAUUGUGUUAUUGGGGUUUCAUUAUCAGAGGAAAAAAACUAAAUUAUUCCUACAGAUACAGACCGAUAAUAUCAGACAUCCCUAAUUGCAGAUAGCAAGCUGGUUGCAGGUCUAGAGAUCAUGAAGUCAUAUCACUGACCAUUUCUACAAAGAUAUACAAGUCCAUCAGAUUCUGAUGCUUGGCAGCUAAAGAAAAUGAUAAUGCAAAUGAACCCAGUGUGUUAUUCUACUGUAGCUGGAUAUUAACCUGGACACUGUCCAGGAGAGUAGCAGCAGAUGAUUCCUCUUCUCUAGGUUCAUGGUCAACAGUCCGAUUGUUAUUCAUCUUAUUUUAAUACCUCAUAUUGUUGUGAAAAUUACAAUCAUGUUUAUUAAAGACACGGAUAUAUGUAGGGCAUAUUUGACAUCAUAUUAAAGGCUUCAAACUUCAGACCUUAUUACUGUCUUUCUCAUUAAAACUUUAAAAGAUA
Cynoglossus semilaevis (tongue sole) is the source of this 2275-nucleotide messenger RNA. RefSeq lists its product as uncharacterized. Bases 159 to 1307 code for a protein of 382 amino acids. NCBI's taxonomy places the organism in Eukaryota, Metazoa, Chordata, Actinopteri, Pleuronectiformes, Cynoglossidae. The transcript is spliced from 6 exons. The record is from RefSeq and is a predicted model, not a curated record.